AUCCAUUUCGUAAAAAAGAUAUGUGAUAGUCAAAUGGUAAAAUAAGGUAAUUCCGUUGUUUUACACUAAUUACAUAUUGAAUCCAUUACGGCAAUUAAAUCGCUUUAACCUUUGUAAAAAAUUCAAGUUCUCACAGCAUUAGGUGCUAGUCGUUUAGCAUGAUGGUUGAUCAUAUUGUACAAGGAUCUUGUGAUACUUUUCACAUCCCAAAUCAAUCAAUCGGUAUUACCUUCUACAAUGAAUUAAAAAGAAAAAAUCAUGAAAAAAUAGCACUUAUUGAUAAUGAAGAAAUAAGUUAUGGAAAAUUAUGCAAAACUUCUAUUAAUUUAGCCUCGCAAUUAAUUAAAUUGGGACUGAAAAAAGGCGAUGUAGUAUCGAUAGUAUCCCAAAACAACUGGAAAUAUCUCGCUGCAACAAUUUCCGGGUUUUACAUCGGCGCCAAAAUCAAUUUCCUCAAUCAUGACUAUACUUCCGGCGAGCUUAAACACUUUUUUACGAUUUGUCCUCCAAAUCUGAUCUUUUGUUCGAAAAAAUCCUGUAAUAAUAUAUUGUUUUUACGAAAUGAAGGCCUAUUACCUGAACAUAUAAUUCUGUUUGAUGAGGACGAAACAGAGUAUUUGACUUUUGAUGAGUUGGUCAAAAUUGAUUCGGAUUUUUACCCAGUCGAAGUCCAACCAGAAACAGACAUCGCCAUUAUUCCAACAUCUUCAGGGACCACAGGACUGCCAAAAUGUGUUCUGUUGACUCAUGCCAAUCUUAGAGUACCGCUGAUUCAUUUUGGUGACCGCAAUUUUUUGGAUUUUAAAGAAGACGAUGUAACAAUCGGAAAUUUACCGUUUUUCCACAUUUGGGGCAACAUGAUUGCCCUGACUAGCGUUUUCUACGGCAUCAAAUUAAUUAUAAUUCCAAAAUUUAGACCCGAAGUUUAUUUAAAAACCAUCGAGGAUUACAAAAUCGAGACACUCUUCACCGUUCCUCCACUACUUAUAUUUUUGGCCAAAAGUCCGCUUGUCAGUUUUUACGACAUUUCGUCAGUUAAAGACGUCAUUUGUGCUGCUGCUGUUAUUACCAAAGAAUUGGAAGAAAUGGUUAAAGACAGAUUAGGAUUAAAAGCUGUCCGCCAGCUCUACGGCAUGACUGAAGCCUCUCUCGGUAUUACAAUGUCGCCAACAAAAAGCGAAAAAGUCGCCAGUGUGGGCAAAGUAUUGCCCACCAAUAAAAUCAAAGUUUGCGAUAUUGAAACACAAGAGGCUUUGGGGCCCCACAAAAUCGGGGAAUUGCGAGCGAAAGGCGGUGGUUUAAUGGUGGGCUACUUGUCUAACAAAAACGCAACAAUGGAAGCUUUCGAUAAUGAAGGUUAUCUAAGAACUGGCGAUUUGGGUUAUUACGACGAAGAAAAUUUUUUUUACAUUGUUGACAGGUUAAAAGACAUCAUUAAGUUUAAAGGAUUUCAAAUAUCUCCUGCUGAAUUAGAAAACUUGUUGAUUCAGCAUCCUGCAGUGAAAGACGCAGCAGUGAUUGGAAUUCCUGAUGAAGUAGCAGGGGAAGUAGCGAUGGCUUUUGUGGUCAAACAACCGGAUAAAAAUGUGACGGAGAAAGAACUUGUUUGUUUUGUUAAUGAGAAUGUUUGUGCACAGAAACGGCUCUAUGGAGGUGUGAGGUUCAUCGAUGAGAUUCCCAAAACGUCCAGUGGCAAGAUUUGGAGACUCAAAUUGAGAGAAAUUGUUUGAUGUAGAGAAAAGGGCUUAUCUAUUAGCUUAUCCGUGGGGUUGAUCUUGAAUAUAAUAAAUAUUGUUUUAAUUUU
This is a messenger RNA of Tribolium castaneum (red flour beetle), 1804 nucleotides long. RefSeq lists its product as uncharacterized. Lineage: Eukaryota; Metazoa; Arthropoda; Insecta; Coleoptera; Tenebrionidae. Gene Ontology annotation, molecular function: CoA-ligase activity. The record is from RefSeq and is a predicted model, not a curated record. The coding region runs from base 159 to 1730 and encodes 523 amino acids. The transcript is spliced from 5 exons.